CAAGGACGAGGAACUCAAGGGUAAGGACCUCAAAGACGUGGACCAUAAGGAUAACGACCACAAGAACGAGGACCACAAGGACGAGGACCACAAGGACGAGGAGCACAAGGACGAGGACCGCAAGGAUGAAGAUCAUAAGGACGAGAAUAACACGGUCGAAACCCCUAAAGUCGAUGAUCCCAAAGACGAGAAUUCGAAGAACGAGGAUUCCAAAGUCGAGGAUCCUAAAGUCGAGGAUCCUAAAGUCGAGGAUCCUAAAGUCGAUGAUCCUAAAGUCGAUGAUUCUAAAAGCGAGGAUUCUAAGGACACAGACCUCAAAGAGAAGGACCCCAAAGAUAUGGACCCCAAAGAUAAGGACCCCAAUGAUGAGAAUUCCGCGGACGAGGAUCUCAAAAGCAAGGACCUCAAGGACAAGAGCCCUAAAGACAAAAGCCCGAAAGGUAAGACUCCUACAGAUAAGAGCCCUAAAGCCAAGAGCACUAAAGAUGAGGACACCAAAGACAAAGAACCCAAAAAUGAAGACGCCAAAGAAGAUGAUCCCAAAGACGAAGACACUAAGGACGAGGGCACAAAAGACGAGGACGCCAAAGACGAAGACACCAAGGACGAGGACGCUAAAGAUGCGGACGCCAAAGACGCGGACGCGAAAGAGGAGGACUCCAAAGAUGAGAAUUCUAAAGAUGAGGAUUCUGAGGAUGAGGAUUCUGAAGAUGAGGAUCCGAAAGACAAGAGCCCAAAAGGAAAGAAUCCUAAAGGCAAGAGUUCCAAAGACAAGAAACCCAAGGACAAGGAGCCAAAAGACGAAGAUCCGGAAGACGAGGGUCCAAAAGACAAGAUUUCUAAAGGUAAGAAUUCCAAAGACAAAGGCUCCAAAAAUAAGAAACCCAAAGACGAAGAGCCCGAGGAUGAGGAGUCCAAGGAGGAGGAGUCCAAGGAGGAGGAGUCCAAGGAGGAGGAGUCCAAGGAGGAGGAGUCCAAAGACGAGGACCCCAAAGUUAAGAGCCUCAAAGGAAAGAACUCCAAAGACAAGGGCUCGAGUAGCAGAAAACCCAAAGAUGAGGAACCUGAAGACGAGGACCCGAAAGAAAAUGGCACCAAAGACAAGGGUACCAAAGUCAAGAGCCCUAAAGGCAAAAGUCUCAAAGACCAGAGCUCCGAAGACGAAAAAUCUAAAGACGAGGACACCAAAGAAAAAAGCUCAAAAAGUGGGCACUCUAAUGGCGAGAACUCCAAAAACGGGGAACCCGAAUACGAUGACCAAGGAUGAAGCAUCAAAUAAGGAGCAAAUAGGUUUUGAGAAAUUUUCAAUGAUACGAGAAAAUCAUUUUACUAUCAUUGACAUUUUUGGCGCAGCAUGCGCCCUCGCACUAUUUUGGCAGCAUAAAAAAAA
This is a messenger RNA of Bemisia tabaci, 1390 nucleotides long. The record is from RefSeq and is a predicted model, not a curated record. Lineage: Eukaryota; Metazoa; Arthropoda; Insecta; Hemiptera; Aleyrodidae.